Sphaeramia orbicularis (orbiculate cardinalfish) is the source of this 1283-nucleotide messenger RNA. It is a transcript of the gene zmat4a, whose product is annotated as zinc finger, matrin-type 4a. Gene Ontology annotation, molecular function: zinc ion binding; nucleic acid binding. Gene Ontology annotation, cellular component: nucleus. The transcript is spliced from 7 exons. Bases 63 to 845 code for a protein of 260 amino acids. NCBI's taxonomy places the organism in Eukaryota, Metazoa, Chordata, Actinopteri, Kurtiformes, Apogonidae. The record is from RefSeq and is a predicted model, not a curated record.
ACCGCGGCCAACACUAGACGCGUCUCCUGCCCUGUCUGACGCUAUUCAGCAUCUUCUGGUUAAUGGAUUAUACAGUUUCCCUCCAAGUGCAACAUCAACUGGCCAUCUUCCCCACACACUACUAUCAGGGCUACAGCGUGGAGUUACAGAUGAAGUCAACAGAGGUGGACCAAGGGCUUUUCACAGACAGCUACUGCAAAGUGUGCAGCGCUCAGCUCAUCUCGGAGUCCCAGAGGGUCGCCCAUUAUGAGAGUCGGAAACACGCCAAUAAAGUGCGUCUGUAUUACAUGCUACAUCCUGUGGAUGGAGGCUGCCCUGCUAAGAAGCUCAGAACAGACAAUGGCAGUGACGAUGGUGACGUGGACAAGAAUAAAUGCUGCACACUCUGCAACAUGUCCUUCACCUCAGCAGUGGUGGCACAGUCACACUACCAGGGUAAAAUCCACGCUAAGAGGCUAAAACUGCUACUGGGGGAGCAGCCUGCCAUCACAACCAAAGAGGCAUCCCCCAGUCCUGUAAAGAGCUCUCCAGAAACGUCCCCCAUGACCUCCCCACGACAGCGCCGGGACUCGGACCGCUACUGCCAGCUAUGCAACGCCUGGUUCAACAACCCCGGCAUGGCCCAACAACAUUAUGAUGGCAAAAAGCACAAGAAGAAUGCCGCCAGAGCAGAUCUGCUGGAGCAGCUGGGAAAGACCCUGGACAUGGGGGAGAUGAAAGGCCUGAAGCGGAGCUACACCUGUGAAGUCUGCAGCGUCACACUGAACUCGGUGGCACAGUACCAUGCACAUUUGCAGGGCUCAAAGCACCAAAACAAUCUGAAGAAUCAGAUAUGUGUCCAGUGAGCGUGGGACGAGAAUAAAAACCAACUAUUGGAUUGAUGUCAGACAAGCUGUGGUCAGCUUGCCCUGCUUUUUCUGCCUCUGCCCUGCUUUCGCUCUCCUCCACAUCAUUUCUUAUUCUCUCUCUCUCUCUCUCUCUCUCUCUUUCUCUGUCUCUCUUUUGUUGUUCACUGUCUGUUGUGGCCGCCCUGACUCAAAGAGAAAAUAAGGAGUUUUAUAUAUAAAUAUAUAAAAUCCUCUCUCACUGCAUCAACUCUCACUUACAUUACAGUUUAGACAGGUUCUCUGCAUUGCUGGCCACUCCUAAAUCAUUUACCUCUGACAUUCCACAGCAGCUGUGUACUGUGUUUUUACCCACUGACAGUCUGAGAGCAUUAACCGUGGAUCUGAUACACGACAGCCUUUCUUAAAAUGCAUGGACUAAAUUAUUUCUUUACUUUC